AUGAUGGAACAGAGGCCGAAUUCCAAUUUGUAUCCGUCGAACUUGACGGACCUUCUUGCUGUGUCGGCGUACCAACAGAACGUUGACCGACUGUCGGCGAUAUCCGACGGCGAAGACAAGUUCAACGCCGACCCUUACGCCGACAAUGUGGACCGUUUCGCCGAAAACGCCGACAGGUCUUCAUCGCCUGUGUCUACCUUGGAUGAUGGGGACAGCAGUCAGUCAGCUUUCGGAGUUGACUUGACAGGAAAGGGGACGAAUUUAGCAGGAAAAUCUUUCACUAUUGCAGCCAUUUUGGGUUUGACGAAUGGUGAUGAAGAUGUGAUGAACCUGAGUGUUCAGGAGAGGUUGCAGCAGAAUCAGAGGCAGCUGCAGAAUUAUUUGUAUGCUGGUCAUGAUGUUCAGCGACUGAAUGAUGGCUUCUGUCGGAGUAUGGUUGGCGUGCCGACGGCUUUAAGACAAGACAGUCCCCGGCCCGACAUGAGGCCGCAAGUAGGCCAGAUGAAGACCUCCAGAAGUCACUCCAUGACGUGUUCCAACAGCUCCGGCAGAAGUAAGAGGAUACGAACAAUAUUCACUCCAGAGCAGCUAGAGAGACUGGAAGCCGAGUUCGAGAGGCAGCAGUACAUGGUGGGGCCCGAGAGACUGUAUCUAGCUCAUGCUCUACAACUGACAGAGGCACAGGUGAGCUUACGAACAAUAUUCACUCCAGAGCAGCUAGAGAGACUGGAAGCCGAGUCCGAGAGGCAGCAGUACAUGGUGGGGCCCGAGAGACUGUAUCUAGCUCAUGCUCUGCAGUUGACAGAGGCACAGGUAAAAGUCUGGUUCCAAAAUCGGCGCAUAAAAUGGCGGAAACAUCAUUUAGAGGUUACCCAGCAAAGACUAGCAGUGUUGCAAAGACACCAGCCUCACGACCGAGAUGAUGACAUUUAAACCAAAGUCACUAAACACUCAUAAUGGGUGGGAUCUCUAACAAGAAGUCACAUUGGAAAAACAUAAAGUGGUUCUGGAAACUGCGAUAGUGCAUCUGGAAUAUUCAGAAGGUUUCCUGGAAACCGCAAAAGUGGGACUGGAAUAUCGAAUAGUGAGAUUGGGUAGUGGAAAAGUGUAAUGAUAUUUUGGGAUUGUGUAAAUAAGGACAAUUUAGUUAUGUUUAUCUGACAAUGAGUGUAUUAGUGAGAUAUGCACAAAUCAAGUGAUGUGACUAUUUAGUAUCGUGGUGAUAAGUGCAAGUUAUUUAAACCGACUGCGACAAAAUAUAGAGAAAACUAUUAAAGAAAAAACGACCCUCGAAAUACUCAAACUUUACUUAACUUUAAGUUCCAUUUUAAAAGUAUUUGUGUAGCACUACAUUGAAGUUAUUUUGACUGCAGAAAGUGUCUUGCCCAUAAUGACAUACAGUUUCUAUAUUCAGGAAAAUAUGGACUGCGAAAGUGAGUGUUUUUCAAACUUAUGAAUUACACAAAAUGUUUUGAUUUACUUAUACCAAGCUAUGAACCAAAUUGUGAAGAUACGGUUAUUGUGUGAAGAAAUCAGAUUGUCAUUAUCUGCCUAACCAUUUGCUAACUAUGUUAUGGUCGGCUUGCAGUUUACCCGGAUGCAGCUGAGUACCAGUGUUUUACAAGCAGCGAAUUCCUAUCUGAUCUCCUCAACCCAGUUACCUGGGAAGAAAGCAGUUUGUAUUGUUUUAUUUUAUCUAUUUUUUUGCGAAGUAAAACUGCUAGAAUGUGUUCUGUGUUCGCGUAUAAAGUUUGCAGAUACUCUUAACCUGUUUUUGAAAGUUCCGUUUGCGCAAUGACCGUAUCCUUUUUUAAGUUCUAAUUUAAUGUAGACGCACUAAAAGUAAGUAUGUAUUUUAAAUCUAUUUCUAAGUGUACAUUCUCUAGUCAUUAAAAUAAACUCAGUUUUAAAUAUCCACUGUUUUUCUUUUAUAUUUUCUUUUAUCUUCGCUCCUAUUUGGAUAGUUUGUUCUUCACCGCUUCUUCUUUCCAGCUAUAACACUAGGAAGUGGAACGGGGGGUGUUUUAGGAGUGCUAUCAUUUUGUAAUAUUGACGUUAAAAAGAG
This is a messenger RNA of Helicoverpa zea (corn earworm), 2065 nucleotides long. Its product is annotated as homeobox protein MSX-1. The record is from RefSeq and is a predicted model, not a curated record. Gene Ontology annotation, biological process: central nervous system development; neuron differentiation; regulation of DNA-templated transcription. The coding region runs from base 1 to 933 and encodes 310 amino acids. The transcript is spliced from 4 exons. Gene Ontology annotation, molecular function: DNA binding; DNA-binding transcription factor activity, RNA polymerase II-specific. NCBI's taxonomy places the organism in Eukaryota, Metazoa, Arthropoda, Insecta, Lepidoptera, Noctuidae.